AUGUGUGGAAUAUCGGCCUACGUGGAUAUCCAAGGGCCCAAUGGACCUCCCUUGCAGGGGAGUGCUGAAGGUCGAAAAACGGAACUUAACAAGAGUUUGGAUAUCAUUAAACAUAGAGGCCCUGAUGCACGGGGUGUGUGGAUGAGUGCUGACACCAGAGUUGGCCUCGGCCAUGUCCGUCUCUCGAUUGUCGAUCUCAGCCCGGAUGGAAACCAACCCUUCGUCGAUACCCAAGAUGGCAUAACAGCCGUCGUCAACGGCGAACUCUAUGGCCACGAAGCGUACUACACCCAACUAGCAAACGAAUACAAUUUCCAAGGCAAAAGCGACUGUGAGAUCGUCAUUGCGCUAUAUAAGCACUAUGGACGAGCCUUUCUCUCGCACUUGCGCGGCGAGUUCGCCUUCGUACUCUGGGACUCCAAGCGCGAGGUCUUCUUCGCGGCGCGAGAUCGCUAUGGUAUCAAGCCUCUCUAUUAUACCAUCAUUGAUGAUCGGUUGAUUGUCGCGACGGAGAUGAAGGCGUUUCUGGGGUUUGGGUGGAGACCUGAGUGGUGCGUUGAGACCCUUCGGGGGUAUGCUUGGAAAAUGGGGACAAAGACAUUUUUCAAGGGGGUGCUUCCUGGGCAUUAUCUAGUUUGUCAGAAUUAUAAGGGGGGCAUUAAGCAGACCAUUUAUUGGGAUACUGAUUUUCCGGAUAAGAGGGUGCUUGAAACGCGGUCUGAAGCGGAGAUGGUAGAAGGCGUUCGGGAACGGCUGCUUGAAGCUGUUAGGGUGAGACUCAGGGCUGAUGUCCCCGUGGGGGUAUACUUGAGCGGAGGUCUAGAUUCUUCCGCCAUUGCAGGAAUCGUGGCUCACUUAAUCAAGGAGGAAGGCACCAAGCUGGGAAACGAUAAUACUGGGGAUCUGUCACGGCUGCGAUGCUUCACCGUGCAGUUCGACAAAGACAGCGGCGCGGAUGAGUCUGAUGUCGCACAGCGCACGGCCGACUGGUUGGGCGUUGAAUAUCACCCUAUACCAUUCCCGGACCUGAAUGGUCUUGGUAAGCUGGCUUUGUCCGAAAAGGUUCAUUCUCUGGGAAUGAAGGUUGUUCUCACAGGUGAAGGAUCCGAUGAACACUUCGUCGGGUAUCCCGAUUUCCGUCCUGACCUUCUCCAAGAGCCCGACUACUCCUGGCCAGCGGCAGACCUCCCUCCCCACGUUCGGGAGAAGGCAUGGCGAGAGGCACGCGACAAUACUGGUGCCGUUAUCUUCGGUGACGGUGGCCAUGUUGUGCCAGUAUCUACAGCUCGCAUGGUGAAUAACACGCAUACCAUGCGAGAGGUAGCGAAGUGCGGCUAUCUCCCCUUUCUCCCCUGGACAAGCACCUAUCUGUCUGCAGGAGACCCUGAGACCCGGCUGGCUGAGGACCUAGAUGGUCGGAUCCUCGAAAUGAUAGCCAACAAGUGGCAUCCAUUGCACACAUCGCAAUAUAUCUGGUUACGAUCAUAUCUACCCAACUUUAUCCUUCGAUGGGUCGGCGAUAACAUGGACAUGGCACACCACGUAGAAAGUCGUCCUGCAUUCCUAGACCACCACCUGAAUCAAUAUGUGAAUUUCCUGCCACCUAGCCUGAAGAUGCGGUACAAUCCUGAAGACAACACAUUUAACGAGAAGUAUAUUCUCCGGCAAGCUGCACGUCCCUUCGUUACUGAUGAGAUCUAUGCUCGCCGCAAGGUAGCGUACUGUGGCCCCACGCAGUAUAAAGAGAACGGACCGGUCCAUCGGGUUUUCCUGCGACUUCUGACCAAGGAGAAUAUUGAGAGGCUGGGGUUCCUGGACUGGGCUCUAACGGAAGAUUACCUGGAAAGGGCCUUCCGGCAAGGAGAUAGGAGAGCAUUUCGCAAUGCGGUCCUAAUCGCACAGUUUGUGGUUAUAAUGCAGCGAUUUGGGGUGCCCCCGGCCUCACCGAUUCCAAACUAG
Molecule: messenger RNA, 1959 nt
Organism: Aspergillus caelatus
Lineage: Eukaryota; Fungi; Ascomycota; Eurotiomycetes; Eurotiales; Aspergillaceae
Product: asparagine synthetase B family protein
Exons: 7
Coding region: 1-1959 (652 amino acids)
Cellular component (GO): cytosol
Molecular function (GO): asparagine synthase (glutamine-hydrolyzing) activity
Source: RefSeq, a predicted model, not a curated record